Messenger RNA from Tuber melanosporum (Perigord truffle), 1954 nucleotides. RefSeq lists its product as uncharacterized. Bases 96 to 1829 code for a protein of 577 amino acids. Gene Ontology annotation, biological process: lactate catabolic process. Lineage: Eukaryota; Fungi; Ascomycota; Pezizomycetes; Pezizales; Tuberaceae. Gene Ontology annotation, cellular component: mitochondrion. Gene Ontology annotation, molecular function: D-lactate dehydrogenase (cytochrome) activity; FAD binding; D-lactate dehydrogenase (NAD+) activity. The record is from RefSeq and is a predicted model, not a curated record. The transcript is spliced from 6 exons.
CACUCGUGGCCGAAUCUCCCAUUCCUUCGCCCCGCCCUUCUCUCUUCGCUGUGUUCCGCGAGUUUGUUCGGCUCUGGACUCGAACAAACAUCGCCAUGCCAAUCAUUAUUCCCCGCACAUUAAUCCUGAGAGCAAGAACUCUUUCUCGGUUAUCAGCUGCCAGGAGGCAAUCAACCAAAACAACAGACACCGAUAAGCUCAAGAAGAGCUUUCGAGGGCAAUUGUACGACUCUACGGCUCAACGAAUACAGAAUGAGAGAGCAGCAUUGAUGAGUGCGAAACUCCGAAGCAGGUCUGCUGAGGGACAAGCGGGCUCCGGGAAAGUUAGUGGUACUCUUGCUGGAAUCUUUGCUGCUGGAGCUGUUGCAAUCGUUUUCUAUUACCUGGGUUCGCUCUCCGUUCCUGCACCUCCGACAAACUCUACAUCACCACUAAAGAAUUUUCCCACCCCGAAACAUGACGUUUCUAAGUCGAACCUUGAAGCCUCGUGGACUGAGUUCGUUGCUCUUCUCGGUGCAGAGCAUGUAUCGACGGCUGGGGAAGACUUGGCCCGCCAUUCGACCUCCGAGUGGUCUUCACAUCACGGAGGCACGAAAACCCCAUUUCUCGUCGUUUACCCAUCGACGACUGAAGAGGUUUCUGGCAUUGCCAAAAUAUGCCACCAACGCCGAAUCCCUAUGACUCCCUUCUCAGGCGGGACCUCACUUGAGGGUCAUUUUGCUCCUACUCGUGGCGGUGUCUGCGUGGAUUUCUCGCGGAUGGAUAAAAUCCUUCGGUUACAUAAGGAGGACUUGGAUGUGGUCGUACAGCCAGCAGUAGGCUGGGAAGAUCUCAAUGACGUUCUUGCUGAAGAUGGCCUUUUUUUCCCCCCAGAUCCUGGUCCAGGGGCCCAAAUCGGUGGUAUGGUUGGGACUGGUUGUAGCGGGACCAACGCUGCUAGGUAUGGUACAAUGCGGGAAUGGGUAUUAUCUCUCACAGUGGUUCUCGCUGAUGGAACCGUCAUAAAAACUCGGCAGAGACCCCGCAAGUCGAGCGCUGGUUAUGAUUUGACAAGAAUGUUUAUUGGAAGUGAGGGGACACUAGGAUUUGUUACUGAGGCUACUUUAAAGCUUACAGUAAAACCUGCAAGCGAGAGUGUUGCCGUUUCGAGCUUCCCUACUGUCAAGGAUGCAGCGGAGACUGUGGCGGAGGUAAUGGCUAAGGGUAUACCCAUUGCUGCGAUUGAAAUCUUGGACGAUGAACCAACAUUGUUUUUUAAAUUUGCUGGAACACAGUCAGGGGUCAAAGAGCAAAUCGCUUUGGUGAAGCAAAUUGGAAGAUCCCAUCGUUCUCAAUCAUUUGAGUUCGCCCGCAGUAAUGAUGAGGCCCAUGAACUUUGGUCUGCAAGGAAGGAAGCACUUUGGAGUGUCAUGGCUCUUCGUCGCGACGAGAAUGAUCACGUUUGGACGACCGAUGUCGCGGUACCUCUCUCUCGACUAGCAGAAAUAAUAGAAGCCACAAAAUCCGAUCUCAAGGCAUCCGGUUUAUUAGGCAGCAUGGUCGGUCAUGUCGGCGACGGGAAUUUUCAUUGCAUUUUAUUAUUUAACAAGCGUGAACAGGGGGUGGCAGAUGGAGUUGUGCAUAGGAUGAUUGAGCGUGCAGUGAAGAUGGAGGGGACAGUUACUGGAGAACACGGGGUUGGUCUGAUCAAGAGGGACUACUUGGAAGGGGAAUUAGGGAUGGACACGGUUGACGCGAUGAGGCGAUUGAAACUUGCCUUUGACCCUCUCUGCUUACUUAAUUGUGAUAAAGUGGUUCGUGUGGAACCUAAGGACGGGAAGCGGAAAUGAAUAAAAAGGAAGCAAUAUGCCAGCACGGUAAACUAGAGCAGAAAUUCUUAUGCAUUGCAUACAUGUUGCAGCCAUGAUACAUUCAUACUAUUUAUGUAAUCCUGAAUCAUUGCUCUGCUCUGAAA